AUGAAACCCAAUGCACGUCAUGUUCUGGAAGCCCCCGUCAUUGAAGAUUUGAAAUGGUUCAGGGCCGUCUUGUUGCACAAAGAUCGCUUCAACAAGAUCCCAGUCUCCCAAUUCAUCGACAUCGCUACACCGGCGGUGCAUGUCUACAUGGAUGCGUCGAAUUCAGGUCUCUGUGUGCUCGAGCCACAGCGCCAAGAAUUUCUCCGAUUACGGUUCACUACUGACGAGGUCAUGGCCUUGCAGACCGACCACUACACCAACUCCAUCAACGUCCGUGAGCUUCAGAGCGCUGUACUUGCAGUUCUGGUGUGGGGUUCGCGGUGGCAACUCGACUAUCAGUCAAAACCUACGCAUGUCUGUCUUCACAUUGACAAUACGAGUGCUGUAUCAUGGGUGUCGCGACGACAGAGUCGUCAUCCGACGGCCCAGCUGUACAACCGUUUACUCUCACUGGCCGAGCUCCAGUAUCAACUCGUACUAUCUGCGGAACAUAUCCCGGGCCGACUAAACACGAUGGCCGACGCUGGAUCGCGCGCGUGGACCGAUACUGAUCCUUUGUGGGAUUUAUGGACUAACUUAUCGUCUUCAUGGAAGCAGGUCGAAGUCACUACACCUUUCGACGAUCUCUCAGCCGUCUGGGAGCGGUACUCUGUGGUCAUGCCUUGGCCCAAGCUACAAACAGCAAAUACCGAGGCUACUGGGCGCAGUGGAGGCGAUUUUCCAAAAUGA
Messenger RNA from Phytophthora nicotianae INRA-310, 729 nucleotides. RefSeq lists its product as hypothetical. The coding region runs from base 1 to 729 and encodes 242 amino acids. Lineage: Eukaryota; Oomycota; Peronosporomycetes; Peronosporales; Peronosporaceae. The record is from RefSeq and is a predicted model, not a curated record. The transcript has a single exon.